UAGAGAAAGGGUCUCAGUAACCCGAUAAAUUACUAAAGAAAUGCUUAGAUUAAGAUAACAUUGAUACGCUCUCUAAGUCACCUAGUGCGGUGACUUAUUGGUGAAGACAUGGAAAAACAACCGAGGUUAUUGGCAUCCCAACUCCUCCUGAAAAACAGCGUCUUCGAAGUAUUGUUAAACCGUGUGAUUCUGACAUGGAAAGAGAUUCCGGCCAAUAAAAAACGCGUUUCAGGCAGUAUACAUCACCCGUUCAAAGUCGGUUUCUGUUUUCCUAAGUUCCUGCACCGAGGCAAAGGAGAGUCAGCCAGCAGACCCAAGCAUUUGCUGGUGUACAUCAACCCUUAUGGGGGCAAGCAGCAAGGCAAGCGUAUUUAUGAGCAGAAAGUCGCGCCUCUCUUCGCCUCCAUCUCCACGGACGUGAUUGUUACAGAGCAUGCCAAUCAUGCCAGGGACCACUUGAGGACAGAGGCGGAGUUAAAGCAAUAUGAUGGAGUGGUGUGUGUGGGCGGGGACGGCAUGUUCAGCGAGAUAGUUCAUGGCCUGGUCUUUCGAGCACAGAAGGAUAACGGAGUGGACCAGAACAGCCCGGAGGAGAAGCUAGUACCCUGUACUCUCCGCAUCGGCAUUAUACCCGCAGGUUCGACGGACUGCAUCUGCUAUGCAACUGUCGGCAUCAACGACCCUGUGACCUCAGCCUUACACAUCAUAGUGGGAGACUCCCAGCCAAUGGACGUGUGCUCGGUCCAUCACAACAACACAUUCCUGAGGUACUCAGUCUCCCUGCUUGGAUACGGUUUCUACGGCGACGUGCUGGCAGACAGCGUGAGGAAACGAUGGAUGGGACCAGCCAGAUGUGACUUUUCCGGUUUUAAGACUUUUCUGACACAUCACCACUAUGAAGGGGUUGUGUCUUUUCUACCAGCAACUGACACACUGGGAACACCAGGAGACCAGACCAGGUGUAGAGCUGGGUGCUUCAUAUGCCAGCACGACGGGCAGCUGUAUCCAGAGGAUUCCCCAGAGAAAUGCAAGACUGCUCCAGAUGUCUCAGACAGUGAAAAAGAAGGGGGGUGGGGGGUGAUCAGAGGGAAGUUCCUGGCCAUCAACGCGGCCAGUAUGAGCUGUGCCUGUCCCCGUAGCCCCAAGGGCCUGUCCCCCGCCGCCCACCUCGCUGACGGCACCACCGACCUCAUCCUUGUACGCAAGUGCUCCCGAUUCAACUUCCUGCGCCACCUGCUACGCCACACCAGCAAAGACGACCAGUUUGACAUGACCUUUGUAGAGGUGCACCGUGUGCGGCGCUUCCGCUUCACGCCACGCCAGAACGACUCAGAGCUAGACCUGAGGGAGAACGGCAAGCAGCUCUUCAGCCAGAUCUGCCACCCUGCCUAUAGCAGCUGGAACUGUGACGGCGAGAUCCUCCCCCACGCUGCCAUUGAAGUCGGAGUCCACUGCCAGUUGAUCAAGCUGUUUGCGCGAGGGAUCGAAGAGCAGUCUUUGUUUGAGGACCUCGCCCACCCGUGUGCACUAUAGAUCCCCCUCC
Messenger RNA from Coregonus clupeaformis (lake whitefish), 1543 nucleotides. Its product is annotated as ceramide kinase-like. The coding region runs from base 109 to 1533 and encodes 474 amino acids. Lineage: Eukaryota; Metazoa; Chordata; Actinopteri; Salmoniformes; Salmonidae. The transcript is spliced from 12 exons. The record is from RefSeq and is a predicted model, not a curated record. Gene Ontology annotation, molecular function: kinase activity.